This is a messenger RNA of Ylistrum balloti, 1248 nucleotides long. RefSeq names its product adhesive plaque matrix protein-like. The record is from RefSeq and is a predicted model, not a curated record. NCBI's taxonomy places the organism in Eukaryota, Metazoa, Mollusca, Bivalvia, Pectinida, Pectinidae. The coding region runs from base 1 to 1248 and encodes 415 amino acids. The transcript is spliced from 2 exons.
AUGCAUUUAUUUGGUUCGUCGUCCCAUCAGCAGUCAGAGUGGUUUAGAGGCAGGGUCGCCUUGAAGGAGCUGGCGGCUACCUCGCUGAACGACAUACAGAAUGCUCGGCGCAUGCCAUUCAGAGCUGCUGAUCGGUUAAGUGUCUUCAAGGCACAGACACGCUGCGCCUCCUUAACACCCCGUCACAACAUCAUCCCAUCAGCACAGCACCACUUCGUUACACCUCGUCACCACAACAUUGCCUCGUUACCACCUCAUCACCACAAUGCAACCUCGUUACCAUGUCGUCAUCACAACACCAUCCCGUUACCAUGUGUCAUCACAAUACUACCCCGUUACCAUGUCGUCAUCACAACACCAUCCCGUUACCAUAUCGUCAUCACAACACCAUCCCGUUGCCAUAUCGUCAUCACAGCACCACUCCGUUACUAUGUCGUCAUCACAACAUCAUCCCGUUACCAUAUCGUCAUCACAAUACCACCCCGUUACCAUGUCGUCAUCACAAUACCACCCCGUUACCAUGUCGUCAUCACAAUACCACCCCGUUACCAUGUCGUCAUCACAGCACCAUCCCGUUACCAUGUCGUCAUCGCAACACCACCCCGUUACCAUGUCGUCAUCAUAACACCAUCCCGUUACCAUGUCGUCAUCGCAACACCACCCCGUUACCAUGUCGUCAUCAUAACACCAUCCCGUUACCAUGUCGUCAUCAUAACACCAUCCCGUUACCAUGUCGUCAUCGCAACACCACCCCGUUACCAUGUCGUCAUCAUAACACCAUCCCGUUACCAUGUCGUCAUCGCAACAUCAUCCCGUUACCAUGUCGUCAUCAUAACACCAUCCCGUUACCAUGUCGUCAUCGCAACACCACCCCGUUACCAUGUCGUCAUCAUAACACCAUCCCGUUACCAUGUCGUCAUCAUAACACCAUCCCGUUACCAUGUCGUCAUCGCAACACCACCCCGUUACCAUGUCGUCAUCAUAACACCAUCCCGUUACCAUGUCGUCAUCGCAACACCAUCCCGUUACCAUGUCGUCAUCGCAACACCACCCCGUUACCAUGUCGUCAUCAUAACACCAUCCCGUUACCAUGUCGUCAUCAUAACACCAUCCCGUUACCAUGUCGUCAUCGCAACACCAUCCCGUUACCAUGUCGUCAUCGCAACACCAUCCCGUUACCAUGUCGUCAUCGCAACACCACCUCUUUCUAAUUCUAAUUCUUUACCGUACUAUGUAUACCUGUUUUAA